Molecule: messenger RNA, 1140 nt
Organism: Manis javanica (Malayan pangolin)
Lineage: Eukaryota; Metazoa; Chordata; Mammalia; Pholidota; Manidae
Gene: TRIAP1
Product: TP53 regulated inhibitor of apoptosis 1
Biological process (GO): phospholipid translocation
Cellular component (GO): nucleus; cytosol; mitochondrial intermembrane space
Molecular function (GO): phosphatidic acid transfer activity
Source: RefSeq, a predicted model, not a curated record
AGCGCCGAGCCCAAGAAUGACGAAGGCAGAGCGCGCCGCCACUGCCGCCAUGAAUAGUGUAGGGGAGGCAUGCACCGACAUGAAGCGCGAGUACGACCAGUGCUUCAAUCGCUGGUUUGCCGAGAAGUUCCUAAAGGGGGACGGCUCCGGGGACCCGUGCACAGACCUCUUCAAGCGCUACCAGCAGUGUGUUCAGAAAGCAAUAAAAGAGAAAGAGAUUCCCAUCGAAGGACUGGAGUUUAUGGGCCGUGGCAAAGAAAAGCCUGAAAAUUCUUCUUGACCUUGACAGUCACCUUGAAACGGACUCCUCAAAUCAGGAAAUUGAGGACUCUGGAUUUUGUCUGUGAAAAUGGCCAUCAAUUUGAUAAGGAGUUUAGGAGGGAGGAGUUUUCCUUCCUUGAUGCUUUCCUCUCACCUGUAAAAGAUGAACCAUCGCUCUUUUCUUUGAGAUGAUUUCUCACUUUCUCUGCAUCUUGCAGGAACCCAAUGUGCUAAAAUAGAAUGACUUGGGGGAUUAUGAUUGCAAUACUUGGUCUAAGAUCAGCUUUAAAUACAUAAAUACUGGUAAACUUGUUAGAAUGAUCAGGGUUGCCUGACCUCCUGAGUUAUGCUGCAAAGGACAUUAGAUACACUGUACUGAGGUUAAUCAUGGAAGAAAUGGGUUAGGACUUCCCUUUUCUCUCAGGGAGCUAAUGCUCUGAAAAGGGAUCCCAGCACAAGUUUUAUUCAAUGCUUGGAAGCAGUUUUAUUUUUAUCAUAGUAACUUAACUAUUAAAAUUGCUGGUGGACUGAGUUAGCCAAGUGAUCACUUUGACAGUUCCCUGCCUUAACAAGAUGUUUUAAGAUCUCACGUAAGAUUAUAAAAGCUUUAAGAAUGCUGCAGUGAACUCCAAUUCAGAGCUCACAGUGAAGUUCAGGAAUCGAGAUCCCUGGAGUAAUUUUGGAAGAUCCUAAAUUGCAGAGAUCUGCUGUUGCGGCUUUCAACCCGUCAGUGAAUUAAAGUCAACUGGUAUUAUAAAAAUGGCAAAAUGCUACAUCUGAUUAAAUGAGGGGAGAAAAGAGUUUGCUUUAUUUGCCUUGAUUAUCCACCCUGCCCUAUAAUGUAUGUAAUCAUGAAGAUGGAAUAAAUCAUAACAUUUA